Messenger RNA from Fulvia fulva, 1860 nucleotides. RefSeq lists its product as uncharacterized. Lineage: Eukaryota; Fungi; Ascomycota; Dothideomycetes; Mycosphaerellales; Mycosphaerellaceae. Bases 1 to 1860 code for a protein of 619 amino acids. The record is from RefSeq and is a predicted model, not a curated record. The transcript has a single exon.
AUGUCAGGCGAAGGACAAAGUGGAAGAGGUGUGACUGAUGCUCUCACAGCUGGUGUCAACUACCUCACCGGCUCGAGCAAUACUACAGCGACUGGCAACUCUGCCAUCCACCAAGAUGGCGUGGAGCACAUUCAGAACAAGCUGAAUGAGAGAGGUGACUCGGGCCGUCUUGCUAUACCUGAGAUAGCAGACCCUAAUCUGAUUGCAGAUCCAAACACGAUCUCGACACCCGGUCUCUCGUCUCAAGAUACUCCAGGAACCAGCAGCAGGAAUUUCCCGCUGAACACAUCAGGUUCCACGUCCCAGUCCGGCCUCAGUCAGGAAGGUCGUCCGCAGACAUUGCCAACAUCUGAGCUCGAGCAGCGAGAGCUUGUGAGAGGAGAGCGAGGUGAACAGACCGGUCUUCCACGCCAGGUCGCAGAUUCGUAUCGCACCGCACCAGAUGUCGCUCCUCAAACGACAGGGAGUGCAGAAGCUAUUCACGAUAAGCGUGAAGUGCAGCAAGAGCUUGAGGGUAUCGUGGCACAGCCAGCGCCAGCCACUAGCGAGGGUGUUGGUCAUGGCACUGGGGCGGCUCUUGGUAGCGGUGUCAUCAGCAGCUCUCACACUGGUGCAGCACAGUCUGGCGCAGUCGCACCACAAUCCGCUACCGGUACCCACGGCGUGCAUGGCAGUGGCUACCCGGCUGUAGGAACCGAACAGACAGUCACUGGCAUCCACCCGGGAGCUUACACCGAUAGUGGUGUGCGUGGCGGAGGUGUCGGUACCACGAACCAGACAGGAGGUGUUGGUCCCGUGGGAGGUGCAAGCACAUUGAGUUCAGCACCGGGUCAGUACAACCAAGGUGUUGAUUUCACCGGCCACAGAUCAGCAGAAGAGGUUGCCGGCCACGUGGCCGGUCUCGAUGCUGAGAGCACUCGCGGUGUUCCAGCGCCAAAGGCAGGUUGGCACCCCGAUAGUGAUGCUGCUGCGGAUGGCAGUGAGCGUGGCGCAAAGGAUCUUAGUGCUCCAGGUUUUACCGCUGGCGCAGCACAUGCAACAAGCGGUGCAGGGCUAGCUGACCGCACGAGGGACGACCCAGCUUUUGACAAGUCUGGUCACUCGACAAACUCUGAUCUCACUGCUGGCGCGGCUGGUCUCGGUGCCGGUGCUGUCCUGUCGAACAGCACUCGCGACGACCCAGCACACGACCCAUCUGGCACCUUUGUACCUACCACCCAGCUUGAUGGCAGCGAUCGUCAAGCUCACACUUCGGAGCAUCACACGUCUGCUCUCGGUGCAGCAGCUGGCGGAGCCGGUCUAGCUGCUGGAGUAGCAGGCGCAGAAGCCACCCGCCUUCACGACAACGACACCACCCGCAAGGAGCGAACAGACCCUACAGACAUAGCCACCGACAAGUUCCGAAGAGACCCAACCCACUCAGCCUCUGACGACGCAGUCCUCGGCUCCUCCGCCGCAGGCCACCAAGCCAGCCGCGGCGAGACCGGCACGAGCGCCAGCGACCUCAACAGCACCUCAAAAGAGCGUACAGACCCCACAGACAGCGCAACAGAGAAGCUCCGCAAGGACCCAGCACACUCUGCGUCUGACGACCACGUCCUAGGAAGCGAUGCACAAGGUGCGCAGGCCAACCGUGGCGAGCACGUUGAUCACAAACACCCUGAGGGACACCAGCUCCAGCCCACUUCGACUGGUAAGGACGAUCCGUACUGGCAGGGCAAGGAGUCUGCGCGCGAGCACCUGGAGCAUGAAGCUCGCGAGGGUAGGACUGUGAAGGAGAACCCAGAUUCUAUCCCGACUGCGGGAGGUGAGAAGUUGGGUAGGAAGCAUUGGGGAGAGUCGAAAAAACUCCCAGAGUAA